AUAUAAACCGCGUGUUUCGCGAACAAAGAGUGUCGAGAUCAGUGUUCUUGUGGGAAAGACAGAGGGCAGAAAAUGGGGAGUGUUAAACUUUACGUCGGUGGUCUACCGUUCAGGUUUUCCGAAGAUGACUUACGACUCAUGUGUGAAAAGUAUGGUGACAUAGAAGAUGCCUUCAUUGUAUUUGACAAGACCUCUGACCGGCCUAAAUCGAAGGGCUUUGGGUUUGUGACUUUCGUUGACCAGGCAUCUGCAGAUGAUUGCUUGGGAGCCCUUGAUGGAACUGACCUAGAAGGAAGAGUAUUGGCAGUUGAAUAUGCAAAAUCUUCAAAUAGUGGUGGCGGCAGAGGAGGAGGACGUGGAGGUGGCAGAGGUGGAGGAAGAGGGUUUGGAGGUGGAGGUGGAAGGGGUAGAGGUGGAGGUCGUGGUGGUGGUGGAGGAAGAGGUGGAGGAUAUGGUGGAGAUAGAGGUGGCUAUGGAGGAGGUAGAGGGAGAGGUGGGGGCUCAAGAGGAGGUUAUGGAGAUGGUGGAGGAAGAGGAGAAUAUGGUGGUGGGAGAGGGGGCUAUGGUGGAGGAAGGGGUAGUUAUGGUGGAGGAAGAGGUAGUUAUGGAGGUGGAAGUAGGUAUGAUGAAGGAUAUGGUGGUGGAUAUGGGGAAGACUAUUAUGGAGGUGGUGGAGGAGGCCGUGGUGGAGGUGGAGGUGGUCGCGGCUAUAGUGGUGGUGGCGGCUAUAGAUACUAGGUUCAUAUGUAAAUAUCUCAUGGGCUCCUGGUCUUAGAUGGAACUAGUAUUGGUCUUGCUGUGUAUUCUUAAGUGGUCAACAACUAAGCUGGGCACAAGAUAAUGACUGACUGUCAGUGAUCAAAUAGGUACAUUUCAACGAUAGUCUCUUCUAGCACAUUAAGAGUCAACUAUAACAAUGACUGGUCUGCUGUUCUGCUGGUCUAAAACCUUUGAAACUGUUACAAUAAAAGUGGAGAUAUAGGAAACUUCAGUGCAUUGCUUGAGGAGGAUAUUGGUCCAUUGUUGGAUUGAAGAUGAAACUGACUUGUUACAAGUGCUUGCAUUAAUUUGGUCGGAAUUUCCUAGUUAAAAGUAUCAAGAAGAAACAUGGGCUGUAUGAAAAGUUUUCUAUGAGCAAACAAAAAGUUCCUUCAAAAGUCCUAGAUGCUUUAUCAAUAUUACACGCUGUCUGCUGGUCUUAUACCACUGGUAAAAAUGCUCAUGAAGAUUCUUCAGGAGCAUAUCAAAGAAUUAUCUGCAACAGGUUGUGGCUUAUUUGUGAUGGUCUCAAAUUUUAGCAAGGCAUACGACACAAUUUCAGAGACAAAAGGGCUGGUCACAGACCUUACUUAUAUUCAAUUCUACCUCAAAUUGAUCAGAUUUGUUAAGAGCUAAUAGCAAAUUGUCAUAAAUGAUCUUGGUCUUUAAGCAGUCAAACUUUAUUGCAAGAGUUGUUUCUUUGCUUUCACUUUGCCCAGAUUGAACUAGUUGGUAGCAUACUAGAUUUUC
Molecule: messenger RNA, 1509 nt
Organism: Rhopilema esculentum
Lineage: Eukaryota; Metazoa; Cnidaria; Scyphozoa; Rhizostomeae; Rhizostomatidae
Molecular function (GO): RNA binding
Source: RefSeq, a predicted model, not a curated record